CGAUCGUUUGCUCUGGUCUAUUUGAAGUAGUUCCUGUUUCAAAGUCCAGCUGAAUGUUGGUGCAUUCAGGUGCAGAGGCUGUCAUAUGCGUGCAGCAGAAGCUAAAAUGAUCUGCGGAAACUAAAUCAAAUUAGAGUGUAUUUAUUUAUCACAGUGUGGCUGUGGCACUGUGUGUGUAAUCGGACAUGCAGCAGUCUGUGGAGUCUCUCGUCCGACUGCUAGAGACAUACAGAGGAAGAGAUAAAGUUAUCAGGACGUUCUGUUAUGGCUCUCAGCUGGUGGGAGGAGCUCUUACCCAGAAAGCAGCAGCAGAUGCAUCAUCUCAGCGACUUGGGAAAAGUUUGCUUCUGUUUUCUGCUCAGCUCAGCCACUGCAGGACGGUGCUGAGGCUGUUUGAUGAUCUCUCCAUGCUGGCAUACUCCCACAGCUACGGACUUGGUGCUUCGGAGGAGGAUGCAGGCGUCCGCUGGAUAUCGGUGCUUACGAACGUGGCUGACCAGCUGUACUAUCCGUGUGAACAUAUUGCUUGGGCCGCAGAUGCAGAGCUGAUCAAAGUGAGGUCUGAUAAGUGGUGGCUGUUCAGCACAGUGCUAUGGGGAACCUCGUUGUUGCUGGGGAUCCUCAGAUCAUUUCGAGUUCUGCUGUUGCUCAGGAAGAAGCUGAAGAAACACCGGAGAGGCGAAGGAGGCAGCAGCUGCAGACGGUCUGACCUCCACAGGCAGAUGCAAGCGGAGAUGCUCUCCAUCCUCAGCAGCAUGGCGGACCUCAGUAACGCCGUUCACUGGAUGCCGCCAGGCUUCCUGUGGGCAGGACGGUUCCCCAGCUGGCUGGUGGGCUUACUGGGCUCCACCUCCUCUCUAAUAGGUUUGAUUCAGAUGAAUACCAGCAGCAGUGAGCUGUCAGGCAGUACAGCGUUGUCUUCACAAUCAGGAGGAGAUGCUAAUUAACUGGAUUAUGAACGGCUUUUUGGUUUGAUCAGAUCAUCUGUUUAAAUUAAUUUCUACUCCUGCUCUUGUCUCCUAGAGCUACAGUAUUCCUACUUUCUGUAAGUGAAUAAAUAAAACACCUGUGCUAGUUAUCUGAAAUGUUUUUGAAAUUAUGAGAUUAGUUUACGGUUUCAGUAUAUUCGGAAAUUUUGUUUCUCUUCUGUUCUUUAAUUUAUGUAGAUCAAAGCAUGACGUCUUGCCCUUGGAAACCUUUUGGCCUACUUCAUGUUGUCAGGCCGAUUCUGUUUAUUUGUUGAUUUUAGAUUCCUCGCAGGUUGCUGGUAAAAUGUGUUUCCCAAUAAUUUGAUUAAUGACAACUUAUGAUAUAACAACGAGGAUGUUUUUAUUGAAAACCACAAUCUGUAUUUGGUCAGUUGUUUCAAGUAUUAAAAUUUAUGAGGAAAAAGAGGAAAACGGAAAGAAAUAUGUAACAGAGAAAUAUUUCUAACAGCACUUUUUUAACAAUGCUUCAGACAUUAACAAACCGCAAACAAUGUGGAGGUUUUAUUUAGAUGAAUGCAUAUUAAGCAAAAUGAGCUUAUGUGGACACCAUUUCAGAUCUUUGAGUCGUCUUUAUAAGUUCAGUUAAUUGCAAAAAAUAGAUGUUUUGCAUGGAAGAACGAUUAAAGAACAUUGCAGGCAGAUAUGUAAUGUUAUUUUGACUCAGUCUUUAUGACAAACUUUAAUCCAUGUUUAUUAAUUUAUGAUUGUUUUUAAGUAAAGCUAGAAUCACUUAUU
Poecilia latipinna (sailfin molly) is the source of this 1724-nucleotide messenger RNA. RefSeq names its product peroxisomal membrane protein 11C-like. The coding region runs from base 186 to 947 and encodes 253 amino acids. The record is from RefSeq and is a predicted model, not a curated record. The transcript is spliced from 5 exons. Gene Ontology annotation, biological process: peroxisome fission. Lineage: Eukaryota; Metazoa; Chordata; Actinopteri; Cyprinodontiformes; Poeciliidae. Gene Ontology annotation, cellular component: peroxisomal membrane.